Odocoileus virginianus texanus is the source of this 1369-nucleotide messenger RNA. The record is from RefSeq and is a predicted model, not a curated record. Lineage: Eukaryota; Metazoa; Chordata; Mammalia; Artiodactyla; Cervidae.
GCCCCGCGGCGCGGCCCGGGAAGGUGUGUGUCAGGGGAGGGGAGAAGCUGGGAGCGGCGUUCCCAGCAGCCCCCGCGAGCGACGUCGCUCGGGUCCUUUCCACGCCGUCGCGGCUGCAGUGGCCACCGCCCGGCCCGCGGACCGUGAGACGCUGGUUGCCCGCGGUGUGAGGGAAACUCGACGUGCGCCCCGCCGCCAGGAUGGAGGGUCCUUUGUCCGUGUUCGGGGACCGCAGCACUGGGGAGGCGAUCCGCUCCCAGAACGUCAUGGCUGCAGCUUCAAUUGCCAAUAUUGUGAAAAGUUCUCUUGGUCCAGUUGGCUUGGAUAAAAUGUUGGUGGAUGACAUUGGUGAUGUAACCAUUACUAAUGAUGGUGCAACCAUCCUGAAGCUACUGGAGGUAGAGCAUCCUGCAGCCAAAGUUCUCUGUGAGCUAGCGGAUCUGCAAGACAAAGAAGUGGGAGAUGGGACCACCUCCGUGGUUAUUAUUGCAGCAGAACUUCUAAAAAAUGCAGAUGAACUAGUCAAACAGAAAAUUCAUCCCACAUCAGUAAUUAGUGGCUAUCGACUUGCUUGCAAGGAAGCAGUGCGUUACAUCAGUGAAAAUCUGAUCAUUAACACCGAUGAGCUUGGAAAGGAUUGCCUGAUUAAUGCUGCUAAGACAUCGAUGUCUUCCAAAAUCAUUGGAAUAAAUGGUGAUUUCUUCGCUAACAUGGUGGUAGAUGCUGUGCUUGCUAUUAAAUACACAGAUGUCAGAGGCCAGCCUCGCUAUCCAGUGAAUUCCAUUAAUGUUCUGAAAGCCCAUGGGAGAAGUCAGAUGGAGAGUAUGCUCAUCAACGGCUAUGCUCUCAACUGUGUGGUGGGAUCCCAGGGUAUGCCCAAGAGAAUAGUUAAUGCAAAAAUUGCUUGCCUUGACUUCAGCCUGCAGAAAACAAAAAUGAAGCUUGGUGUACAAGUGGUUAUUACAGACCCUGAAAAACUGGACCAGAUUAGACAGAGAGAGUCCGACAUCACCAAGGAGCGAAUCCAGAAGAUCCUGGCAACUGGUGCCAACGUUAUCCUAACCACUGGUGGAAUUGACGACAUGUGUCUGAAGUAUUUUGUGGAGGCUGGUGCUAUGGCAGUUCGAAGAGUUUUAAAAAGGGACCUUAAACGCAUUGCUAAAGCUUCCGGAGGUAUGUCUCCUGCCAGCUGUCAUGUUCCUUUUACGUUGGAUGCUAACAAUAAGCAGAUCCAGAAAACUUCCUUAAUGUUUUGUGUACAAAUACAUGUUGUAAAAUAUUUUUUGUGCAUUUGUAACUGGGAAAGUUCUUCAAUGUUCUUCACCUCGAAGUGACAUAGUUCUCUUAUGAUAGGACGGUUCCUUGAGUC